Messenger RNA from Bemisia tabaci, 1957 nucleotides. RefSeq names its product UDP-glucosyltransferase 2. Gene Ontology annotation, molecular function: UDP-glycosyltransferase activity. NCBI's taxonomy places the organism in Eukaryota, Metazoa, Arthropoda, Insecta, Hemiptera, Aleyrodidae. The record is from RefSeq and is a predicted model, not a curated record.
GCUAUUAAAUACAGAGAUUAAUUUAUCCAAUAUUAAGAUUGGUUACAUCGGGAUUGUCUUAAAGAAUAGCUUCCUAGUUUACUUAGCUUACCACAACGUUCCUGAUAUUGCAUGAAAUUUAAGUCAACAUUGUGAGCAUUUAGUUGUGUCUAAAUUUGUGCGUAUGCCGACGAAGAACAAUUUCUGCAACAAACGACCCGUGUUAUUACUUAUUGACGUGCGUGUUAAAACCUGAUAGGCAGCAAAUUCUACCAAUUUCAAAGGAAUAUUCUGUAAACUCUAUCACACAAGAACAGCUUGUCCAGCUAAUGAACAAUUCCUAAUUUUACUCCGGUUAAAUAUUUUAAUCGCCACAGAGCAAUUUUAAUAAAUCCCCACUAUGAUUUUGAAGUUCCUAGUGAUGGUAGUUAUGAUCAGUUUUAGAUGUGGUUGUCAUGCGCACAACAUUCUCGUGUUUUUGCCUGCCCGACUCUGGAGUCAUUACAUGCAAGUAGAGCCCAUUUUUGAGGCCCUGGCUGUGCGCGGCCACGAUGUUACGGUUGUCAGCCCAUUUCCUCCGAAGAUUCAAAUGGAUCAUUUGCGACAUUACUAUCUCUCGACUGACCCUUUUGCGGGACCCGAAGACUUCUUCAAAUGGCUAAUGGAGGAAGCCAUCAAUAAACAAAAACAACCCCUGCGAAUUUUGGGUGGAGUCAACAUCGCAAAGACGUUGGGUGACAAAAUAAUACCGCAGGUUCUCGAAUCUCCAGUUUUUCAAGAUCUAGUUCAUGGCGAUAACAAAUUCGAUUUGAUCUUCACGGAGGCGUUCAUGUGGCAGGAGGCUCUGGUCAUUCUAGGACACCUCUUCAAAGCCCCCGUAGUGACGUACUGUCCCUUCGGUUAUUCACAAGAAAUUCUUCGGUAUAUCGGCUUGACGAAUUCCGUUGCAUAUUUGCCACUAAAAGAUCUUCCAUAUGCAGGUCAAAUGAGCACUUUACAGAGAAUGGAAAAUGCGCUGUAUAUUUAUGCAAAGAUGCUUUACGACGAAUAUUGGUACUACCCGCAGCAUGAUGCCCUGCUGGCCAGGUAUAUUCCAGGUCCUCUUCCUCGCAUUACGGAUAUGCUCCGGAAUAUCUCGCUGUUUUUUCUGACCGGCAACACAGCUUUGGACGGGGCUAAAUUGUAUCCUCCGCAUGUUGUUGAGCUAUCAGGCGUACACCUCAAAGAACCUACGCCCUUAGACAAGGAAUUGAAAAGUAUGAUGGACAAAGCGGCAAAGGGAGUGGUUUACUUUUCUUUUGGAUCGGUCUUGAAAGCGAGUGGCCUUCGUAAGAGGACCGUCCAGGCAUUUUUAUCCGUAUUCAAAGAGUUGGACCAGAUAGUACUAUGGAAAGCAGAUACCAAUUACACUGAUUCUGACAUACCAAAUAAUGUUCAUAUAAGGGAUCGGUUCGACCAGAUAAACAUCCUGGCGCAUCCAAAUUGCGUUCUUUUCAUAACCCACGGAGGGGUGUCGAGCACGAUGGAGGCAAUACGCUACGCUAUUCCAAUUAUAGGAGUGCCCUUUUUCGCAGAUCAAGACAAUAAUAUAGCUAACGCACAGCAUUUUGGAUACGGCCUGCAUCUGUCGUACUCAAAUAUAACAGAAGAAUCACUGCAUUGGGCGAUUCAGACAGUUUUGAGGGAUCCCAGGUUCAAGAAAAACAUAAGCAGGGCCUCAAGAAUCUUUACAGACAAACCAAUGUCAUCUUUAGACACCGCUAUCUAUUGGAUAGAAUACGUUAUACGGCAUAACGGUGCCCAUCACCUUAAACCCCUGGCAGUUUACAUACCGUGGUAUCAGUUAUUCUUAAUCGACGUUAUUGUAAUAUAUUCCGCCAUGUUUUGCAUGGUGUUGUACAUUUUUGUGAAACUAUUCUCAUUAAUAUUCAGGAAACUUUUCCUAGCACCUAAAUUAUUGAAAGAGAAAAUAAACUAG